UUUGCAGAUGGUGUUUCGCAAAUACCGCGCCGUCAAACAAUGGGGAAAAAUGGACACUCGAAUCUUCAAAGAGAUCUAUAAUUCGAGAAAUAAGCGAAAAAUGCCGGCUUUCGAGGUGCCUGACGCGGUUAAGGCGCUCGGUGUGCCAGUUUUUGAGCCAAAUGAGAUUUUUCAACUUUCAAAUCGCAAAAAUCUGGUGGAACAGGCGGCGAAAGAGCACAUGGAAAAUGAGCUGAAAUUCACAGAACCACCACAGCAACAUCCUCUUCAAAAGAGCCACCCGGCGUAUAUCUUCGAAGCCGCCGAGCCAAUGAGCGACGGAAUUGCUCAGGCGGCGGUGCUAACCCGGAGCGUCGUGGCAACCGGCGGCCUGCCAGAUACAAUUCUCCUAAAUUCGGCAGCAAAACUGGAGAUCGACGAGGAAAUGGUAAAAGACGCGAUUCUUCACGGAGAACGAUACAAUCCGAGUCUGGAAAAGUUGCCGGCCCGUUUCGAUCCGGUAAUGUUCUGGAUUCGUCAUCCACGCCUUCACGGAACGCCGGUUAUUAAGAAAAACAAUAUAAUCCUGAAUAAUCUCCUACGACACGUGGUGCUGGGCGGUCUGAGAACUCAGGCAUUAAAACAGAAUUUUCAAGUAAACCGUGAUUCUCCACUGUCCGUCUACGUCUCCGGCGGUCAAUAUUUCUCAAAAAAUGCGCUUGUGCUCCGUGCUCAGCCCCAUCUUACAGUACAAUCUGCAGAUUCCACAGUUACAAUGCCUUGGGCUGGACCAAUUGAUGUUAAAGCUGUUUGCGCGGAGCCCCUUCCCGACAUUUAUCCAAUUUCUCCGGUAAUUGAUUUUUCGAUGGAUACAAUUUACAAUGAUGAUGUACUGCUCACCCGACGGAGCCAACAACAAAAAACUCAUAUUCAUUCAAUUCUCUGGUCACGUGAACAGGAUCAGAAAUAUCCGUGGACCAGCGAACAGAAUAUGGCUAAUGCGAUUCUUACAACCUACGCAGCUGCUGUGGCUGAAGCUACACGGAAUGGAGCAACAACAGAGCUCGAGAAACCAUUGCUUGUCCGUGGAGUACAAUUGGUGAACGGACGUCUUGAUUUGGUUGCCAUGCAGCUUAACACACUGAAACCAACAUCAGAAGCUGGAAAUAAUGACGAAAAGAAUAUUGUGUGGAUCGAGAAGGGUCUCCGUCUCUACAAGCCAACGCCCUACUAUGAGCAAAUGGACACUGUGGAGAAGCUCGAUAUGACCGUUUUUCACAAAUUUGUCGCCUUGAUGCUCGGAUUUGGAGCACCACAUGCUCAUUGACACGGGCUCUAAAUCCUUUUUUUUUCAAAGAAAUUUUGAUUUUUUUUUCAAUUUUUUAAUAGGUAGCUACUGUUUUUCAUUGUUUUUUUGGUUGUUUUUUUCUCGGAUUUUUUUUUGAAAUUGUAUUGAUUUUUUAAUGA
Molecule: messenger RNA, 1446 nt
Organism: Caenorhabditis elegans
Lineage: Eukaryota; Metazoa; Nematoda; Chromadorea; Rhabditida; Rhabditidae
Gene: mrpl-37
Product: Large ribosomal subunit protein mL37
Exons: 8
Coding region: 8-1306 (432 amino acids)
Biological process (GO): translation
Cellular component (GO): mitochondrion; ribosome
Molecular function (GO): structural constituent of ribosome
Source: RefSeq, marked reviewed